CCCACCGCAGUGAACGCAGCACUGCUGUGUUCAGUCGUGCAGCGUCCCGCCAGAGGACAAUCAUCAGGGUGAGCUCGGGAGGGGGAAGCGCUACGCUGUGCGGGCUCCCAGGAUUUACGCUCUGCCAUUUUGAUCAGGAGCGGGCCGACGUCGGAGUUCAGACGUGUCCAUCAAACAAAAGUCAUGGCGUGAAUUAGCCACUGCUGCUGCUAAGUUUAGGAGAAGGCCUCUGAAUUUUGGGGACAGUUAAUGCAACAAAGGAGGAGUCGUUGUUUUGAACUAGUCCGCAGAUCUCUUUGGCCAUGUGCUCCACAAAUCACUCAAACUGGGUCACGUUUGAAGAUGACAGCACGCCGCUCCCAUCACCUCAGAAGCCUCUACAGUCCCCAGGACUUAUCAAAGCAUCAGUACCGCGUCCCAACGGCCUUAAAUUAGUGCUUCCUCCAAUCAAAGAUACUUCCUGGAGCUUCAGUUGUUCCCUGGAAUCACCUCAAAGCCGCUCAAGUCCUAGCGGAAGUUCCUGUGUACCAUGUAACACAGCGUUUUGCACUCCUGUAGGUGGGGUUCCUAGCAGCGCGUCCCCCUUUUACUCCAAAACAUGGGACAAAAAGGACUUCUUACGGAGUUUCUCCAGCCCAGCUAACACGUCUGUUCCCUCUCCCGCACCACAGGCCCUAAAUCAAACCUCAGAUGGACCAAGCCCUUUCCCUUCUUUCAAGGGGAAUUCAGGACACUUUAACCCCUUCUGGGAUGGCUCUAGACUAAAUGCAGAUGCAGACAGCUCCUCCUCAGACUCUGAAUCUGACAACAGUCUACCACGUUUCUUUAUUCGGACCAAAGAUGGCAGUGAGCCUCAACAUGACCAACUCCAGAGCUCCUACUCUGUCGUUUGCAACAAACUAGAAGCCCUGCAACCAGAAACGGAUUGUCAAACGGAGACAGACAAAGUAGGGCAGAGGAGGCUAAGUUGCAAAAACGAGGUGUUAACUGAGGGUUCGUCUCAGUUUGUGCCUCGGGGUUUGUUUCGUAGCCAGAGGAGAGAUGGUUGGUCUGUCAUGCUCAGGAUUCCUGAAAAAAAGAACCGCAUGUCCUCUCGUCAGUGGGGACCGAUCUAUAUGCGCUUGUUGCCAGGAGGUGUGCUACAGAUGUAUUAUGAGAAAGGCCUAGAGAAGCCAUUCAAGGAGUUUCAGCUUUUUCCCCAAUGUAGGCUCUCAGAUCUUAAACUGGAAAGCUACAGCGAGCCCCGCAAAGUCCUCACGGUCAAGGUGGAACAUUUCUCCUACACGGAAAAGAAGCGCUUUCACCCAAAGUUAGAGGUUAGUCAUGAGGCAGAGGCAGAGCAGCUCCUCAAGUUUGGCUCCAUAGUGCACGAAGAGAUGGAGGACCUGGUAGUCUCCAUGGAAGAGGAGAUCUUCAAACUGAGUGUGCCUCACCAGCAGAGGCGGCACUACGAGGAACAGGAGCUGUCGCUGCAGAUCACUGAUCACAUCUGGAUACAACUAGAUACAUUUGGGGGAGUAAUGGAGCAAACAGCAUUCACCCAGAUUCACUGUCUUGCUUUUCUGAAUGGACUAGGUGACUGUUUCCUUGCCCUUAAUGAUCUUGGGUUACUGCACUUUGACUCCAGCUAUGGCUCUGAGGAGGACAGUGAACUCUGGAUGGAGAUUGGCGACUACCAUUUCCACAAAUGCGUGAACGAGACAGAGUUUCAGAGGUCCCGGCUGAUUAAGUUUUCGCCCCCCGAUGCAUGCAGAGUGGAGCUGAUGCGGUAUAAAACGAGAGUCUUGGGUUGCACUGAAAUUCCCUUCUCAAUCAAAGCUACGGUAACAGUUCAAGGUGCCUAUGUGGAGCUCCAGGCCUUUCUCAACAUGUCAACCACCUUCCUUUCGUGCAUGAGGGUGUCUGACGCUCACUACCCGUUGUGUGAGAAUGUAGUGAUCCGUGUGCCGGUGCCAGGCGACUGGGUCAAAGUGACACAGACGGUGGCCUUGCUGCGACAGAGGUCGCUAAAGGCCCGCAUGAACAGAAACACCUGCCUGGGCGCAGUCACCGCUGCAGAUUCACAGCCUGUCAUGCAGGUGUCGAUCGGCACCGUCAAGUACGAGAACAUAUAUUCAGCCAUUGUGUGGAGGAUCGACAGACUGCCUGCAAAGAAUACAGCCUUGGACCAUCCCCAUUCAUUUUCCUGCAAACUGGAGCUAGGAUCUGAUCAGGAGAUCCCAAAUGACUGGUACCCUUUUGUCACAAUGGAAUGUGAAAUCGUGGGCGCAGUUGUGUCACAGACCAGGGUUAAAUCCCUGGGCACUGUAAACGACAUCCAGCCGCAGAAACACGUGACCAGUUGGACACGCUAUCAUUGUCAGGUGGAAGUGGAGAAGAAAUGGAUUGAAACAGAGUCACAGAGGCAGUCUGGCUGUAUGACGCAGUGAUGAUUAAAGAAGCUUACAGGAGAAAGUUAUUCCUUUGGUCCAAAAUGUUUUUCAAAAUCUUAAAGGUGAAGGGAUAUUUAAAAAAAACAAAAAAAAAAAAAAAAAAUGGGUGAAGAGAGACUUUGUGCUUAUAUCUGGUGUCAAAAUUCAUAAAAUCACGCAGCCUGGUAGCAUUUCUCAUGGAGGUUUUCUGAUUUUUGUAUCCCUUAACCAAGACUGAACUUGUGUAGCCCUAAUAAACAAUUUAACACAGUCCUUAUGCCUAGCACUUUACAUUUAAUAGAUGUAUUAAUUGUAUGAGAUUACAGUUUAUACAAUUAUGCUUGCAUUUGCAUUAUCUGCACUGUCCUCCAGAAUUAUCAACCGCCUUAAUAAAUGCGCGCCAAACACGUCGCGUGAGAUAAGCAACUCAAGUAAUGACCUUUUGAGAUAAUUACCUUUUAGAGAUAAGCUAAAUAUCAACCGAUGCUUAGGGUACAAAACCUGUGUGGAAAUGGCAUGAAAAUGUUGGAUUAUUGUGUGUGAUAUUAGGUAACCUCAUGUAACAGGAAGUGCCAGAAAAAUAUAUCGGUGAAAAAAGGUCGAACGCGGCAGGAACAAGACUGACUCACUGCAACCUGUAUGGCCCACCUUUGGAGACGUGUUUUAUUUCUUAGUCUGAAAUUUUUUACAUUACUUUUGUUGCUUAUUUUGAGCUGACCUCUUGACUUUAUACCUGGGUUGUGUUUUGGAGGGCUAUAAAUUUAUUUAAACAAA
Molecule: messenger RNA, 3185 nt
Organism: Archocentrus centrarchus (flier cichlid)
Lineage: Eukaryota; Metazoa; Chordata; Actinopteri; Cichliformes; Cichlidae
Gene: ston1
Product: stonin 1
Exons: 4
Coding region: 303-2429 (708 amino acids)
Biological process (GO): regulation of endocytosis; endocytosis
Source: RefSeq, a predicted model, not a curated record